This is a messenger RNA of Colletotrichum destructivum, 1605 nucleotides long. Its product is annotated as Putative Ferritin-like superfamily. The transcript has 3 exons. NCBI's taxonomy places the organism in Eukaryota, Fungi, Ascomycota, Sordariomycetes, Glomerellales, Glomerellaceae. The record is from RefSeq and is a predicted model, not a curated record. Bases 493 to 1413 code for a protein of 306 amino acids.
UUGUGCUCUACUCACAUGCCACAGUCACGAUGCGGUUCCCACCGUCCCCUCAACGACCUUGCCGCAGUGUGUUUUCAGUGACGAGAUCAUCAUCUCCUUUGGGGAAUGCUGAUGUUCCUCGCAUGUGGUGCAAUACGCUAGUGCGAAUUCAUCCCGGCCGCCCUUCGAUAGCUCCAUGGAACAGGUCCUACCCGAGCCGAGCGAGAGCGGGGGUUGUGAACGACAGCGGUAAACAGGAGAAUGUGAGUUGUCUUUGAAAAAUUUCAUUGCGAACUCUCUCACGAAGGCGUCAUGCUGCUGGAGAGAUGCUCGUGUUGGGGUGCUGUAUAUAUAACGCCCCCCUCUUGGAAGGGUUUCGAAGAUAGGAAACUUGUAGGUAUAGCAUCAUCUCACCACCUUCCGGUCUUUUCUAUUCGUAUAAUCUCUCGACUAUCCUCGUACAUUUAUACCGUUUAAACAAGCUUAAUACUAACAAAAGGACCAUAAUUGAAAAUGCGCACCUCAUCAAUCAUCCUGGCGGCGGCCUCCGCCACCUCCGUUCUCAGCGCCCCCCUCGAGAAGAGGGCUAACUAUGACCCCCUUCCCGGAGGUGACUCCACGAUCUUGAACUACGCGCUCGCUCUGGAGUACCUCGAGAGGGCCUUCUACGGAGAGGGUCUCAAGAACUACACCGAGGCCGAGUUCUGUGAGUACGCAGGCGAGGUCGGUGAGAAGUUCUACAAGAACCUGAGGAUCAUCUACGAGGAUGAGAAGACGCACGUCGACUACAUCCAGAAGGCCCUCGGCGCCUCCGCCAUCGCCGAGCCGUCCUUCAGCUUCCCCGUCACCGACGCCGAGUCCUUCCUCGCCCUCGCCAGCAUCCUCGAGGGCGUCGGCGUGUCUGCCUACCUCGGCGCUGCGGGCGUCAUCGCUGACAAGUCGUACGUCCCCGUCGCCGGCUCCAUCUUGACCGUCGAGGCCCGCCACUCCUCCUACAUCCGCGCCGCCCUGGGCCAGAAGCCCUUCCCCGCCCCCUUCGACACCCCCCUCAACUUCAACCAGGUCUUCUCCCUCGCUGCCCAGUUCAUCACGGGAUUCGCCCCGGGCACCCCUGACCUCCCGUUCAAGGCCUUCCCCGAGCUCACCGCCGGCCCUACCCGGAACUCCGAAGGCGCCGUUUUCGAGGGCGCCUACAAGGCCGCAGUCGACGCGAAGACUGUUCCCGCCGACGCCGAGGUCUACGCCGUUUUCUUCUCGGGCCUGGACAUCUACUACAGCGAGGUCGUCGUCAGCGGCGAGGACUACGUCGUCCCUGAGAUCCCCGAGGGCCCCAAGGGUCAGGUCUACGUCGUCCUCAGCACCGCCAACGGCAAGGACACCAAGGUCUCUGACGAGAACACCGUCGCCGGUGUCGGCAUCCUCGAGAUCGACUAGUAGUCGGUCCAUCACCCUCUAAUUUGACGAGAUAAGAUCAAGGGCCGCAGGUUGUAGCCCAAGGGCACUUUAACGAAUAUUUGAUACGCUUGUUUCUUAUAUCAAUUAUUUCUUUUGUCUUCUCUGUACUUAUUCAUAUCAUAGCCCCGCCAAAGGAGUUAAUAUUUAAUGCAGAGUUUGGCCAUCACCGCG